Molecule: messenger RNA, 6976 nt
Organism: Corythoichthys intestinalis (scribbled pipefish)
Lineage: Eukaryota; Metazoa; Chordata; Actinopteri; Syngnathiformes; Syngnathidae
Product: neuroligin-4, X-linked-like
Exons: 10
Coding region: 799-3393 (864 amino acids)
Biological process (GO): synaptic vesicle endocytosis; neuron cell-cell adhesion; modulation of chemical synaptic transmission
Cellular component (GO): synapse; plasma membrane; cell surface
Molecular function (GO): neurexin family protein binding; signaling receptor activity
Source: RefSeq, a predicted model, not a curated record
GAGGGGGAGAGAUUGAUCGUUCGUCCUGGGCCUCUCACAUCCCAUCGGAGAACCACUUCCAUUCGUUGCUGUUCCGUUUGGAUUACAGCUUGCAAGGAUUGGGAUCAUUUGGGCUCUGUUUUGAGUUCUUUUGCAUUAUUUGUGUGUGUGUGAGAGAGAGAGCGGUGCUUUGAUCUCAUAAGAGACGACGAGCAGAAUCGGCAGCAAGCACCAGGAGUCCCAUCUCCAAAUAUCCCGUCCGCGUUGACACGCGGUGCGGCAUCACGCGGACGUGAGCGGGCGCAGGGUCUUGGAAGUGUGCAGCGGCGUAGCAGAGGAGUGACAUAUGUCUGCAGCUCUCACUCGCACUCAUCAGCUCUGACGUGCUGACACACCAGUUCAAGCUGAGCAGUCACCAUGAACGGCGGCGUUUGCUUUUGUAUAUGAGGCAGUUUGGGCUUGUCAUGGGGCUGAGCGGAAGGAGAGAGUGACAGAGGAACAGUGAUGCUACUGUUUACAUAACAAGACAUUCACACACACCCCACACACACACCCCACAUGAACACACACUGGAAUGGCCAGUAAGGGACACACAAACGCUUAAACACACAGACGCAAAGGGAAUGACGCCAAGUGACUCACCGCACACUCAGAGGCACUGAAUGAAACACACGCAUACACAAAAGAGGGAAAAGUCAUUUGCAAGGGUCAGGGUGUGUGUGUGCAAUGUGUUUAAGGGCCAAGCUGCAUGAAAGCACUGGAUACCACUGAAGGUUCUUAAACCUGCAUCAAACGCGCAUCGUCUAAACUCAAGCCGUCAUGCCCGAGCCGAGGAGGAGAAGAGGAGCGCCCCCACGAGACUCCUCUCUCCUCGGGCUGGUCUAUUUCUGCCUGCUACACCUCAGCCUCUCGUCGGCCCAGCAGACGGUGCCCGUGGUGUCCACUGCGCAGGGGCGCAUUCGGGGCGUCCUGACACCACUGCCUUCGGACCUCCUGGGCCCUGUCAUCCAGUAUCUCGGGGUACCCUAUGCCAGGCCCCCGACCGGAGACCGCCGGUUCCAAGCACCAGAGCCGCCCCUACCCUGGCCAGGAAUUCGGAACGUGACCCAGUUUGCGCCGGUUUGCCCGCAGUCGCUAGAUGAGAGGAGCAUGCUGGGAGAUAUGAUGCCCUCAUGGCUCACGGCCAACCUGGACAUAGCUGCCACUUACUUGACCCACCAGAGUGAGGAUUGUCUAUACCUCAACAUCUAUGUGCCAACCGAGGAAGACAUCCACGAGGAGGGCGGGCAGAGGCCCGUGAUGGUGUACGUCCAUGGCGGCUCAUACACUGAAGGAACCGGAAAUAUGAUGGAUGGCAGCGUGCUGGCCAGUUACGGCAACGUCAUUGUCAUCACGCUCAACUACCGUCUGGGCGUGCUAGGAUUUCUGAGCACAGGGGACCAGGCCGCCAAGGGGAACUACGGCCUGCUGGACCAGAUCCAAGCCCUGCGCUGGGUCAAGGAGAACAUCGCAGCAUUUGGAGGAGACCCCAACAGGGUGACCGUCUUCGGCUCUGGAGCCGGAGCUUCCUGCGUCAGUCUUCUCACUUUAUCCCACUACUCUGAGGAUUUGUUCCACAGGGCCAUCAUCCAGAGCGGCAGCGCUUUAGCCAGCUGGGCCGUCAACUACCAGCCCAGCAAGUACGCCCGGCAGCUGGGGGAGCGGGUGGGCUGCGGCAUCGACGACAGUACCCAACUGGUAGCCUGCCUCCAGGGCCGCAGUUAUCGGGAACUGGUAGAGCAACACGUCACGCCCGCCAAGUACCACACGGCUUUUGCCCCAGUCAUCGACGGCGACGUCAUACCGGACGACCCGCAGAUCUUGAUGGAGCAGGGGGAGUUCCUCAACUACGAUGUCAUGCUGGGGGUCAAUCAAGGCGAGGGCGUCAAGUUCGUGGAGGGCAUCGUAGACUCUGAAGAUGGCGUCACGGCUGAAGAUUUUGACUUUGCCGUGUCGGACUUUGUGGAUAGUCUUUACGGAUACCCAGAAGGACGCGACACGCUUAGAGAAAGCAUCAGGUUCAUGUACACGGACUGGGCUGACCGUGACAACGCGGAGACCCGACGGAAGACGCUAGUGGCGCUGUUCACAGACCACCAAUGGGUUGCUCCGGCCAUCGCCACAGCGGACCUUCAUGCUCAGUAUGGCUCACCUACCUACUUCUAUUCCUUUUACCACCACUGCCAGAGUGAAGCAACGCCUCCCUGGGCAGACUCUGCACAUGGCGAUGAGGUGCCCUACGUGUUCGGUGUGCCCAUGGUGGGUCCCACAGAUCUGUUUAACUGCAACUUCUCCAAGAAUGACGUGAUGCUCAGCGCCGUAGUGAUGACCUACUGGACCAACUUUGCCAAGACGGGGGACCCCAACCAGCCUGUUCCCCAGGACACCAAGUUCAUCCACACAAAACCAAACCGCUUUGAGGAGGUUGCCUGGUCCAAGUACACCCCAAAGGAGCAACUCUACCUCCACAUCGGCCUGAAGCCCCGUGUCAGAGACCACUAUCGAGCUACCAAAAUCUCCUUUUGGCUUCAGCUGGUUCCUCACUUGCAUCACGUCAACGAGCUACUCCAGUCUGUGUCAUCCAUUACGCAUAGCCCGUCUCCACAGGACGACACUCCGUUCUCAUACACCAAGCGCAUCUCCAAGGGCUGGCCUCCCAGUAGCACCCGGCACCCGGGUUCUCAAGGAGGUACACCACAGCCACCAGAGUCGGCUCUAGGACAGGGCGGAGGUGAAAAUGGCGUCCACGUCCCGAACGAGGACUAUUCGACGGAACUCUCGGUGACCAUCGCGGUGGGAGCGUCGCUGUUGUUUCUGAACAUCUUGGCGUUUGCCGCCCUACUCUACAAGAAAGACAAGAGGCGGCUGGAGCACCGACGGCCCCGGCCGCUCCCUCCCCCGCGGCGAGAUAUCACGGCUGCGGAUGUAGCCGCUCACCUUCAGGGUGAAGGACUCAUGUCGUUACAGGUGAAGCAGCUAGAAUCUGACGCGGCGUCAGCGGACGAGAGAAACAACGCACACCAUCAUCACACUCUGGACACGCUGGACGCUCUGGACGGCUUGGACACGCAGGACAUCUACAGCACCCUGGACACCGUACGCCUCACCUGCCCUCCCGACUACACCCUCACCCUACGCCGUUCUCCCGACGACGUCCCCCUCAUGACCUCGCUCACCCCAGGCUCUCUCCCCGUCACGCCGGGCUCGCACACGGUGACCCCCGCCACACCUAUGACCCCUAUGACGCCCGGUUCUGUGGUUGGGAUGCGGAUGGGCCACCCUCACCAGGGAUACACGCACCAUAGUCCCUAUAGUAACACACACUUGCCGCACACACACAUCUCCACGCACACACACUCUACCACGCGGGUAUAACCGCGGCAAGAAUCAUGCCCCAGGCGGGACAUAAUUACAACAUGCUUACACACAUGUACACACACACACAGACACCAAACAAUGAUAGGACACAAAUACCUCUACUAAUUACCCUGCAGGAUUGUUCAAAAUGGAUAAGCAAGGCAAAAAAAAAAGAGCAUUUAAGGUGGACAGAUUUGUAAAUGGCGCAUCGGCUAUGACGACGAACAACUUAUAUUUUUCCAACUUGACUUGAAGGAUUGUCUAAGUUGAGAAAAUGAAAAAGAAAACACAUUGAAAGAGAAAAAGGGACUAAGGCUGUCCACGUGAACAACCUGUGAAAUGUGAAUGUAGCAUUCUUUUACUGUUUUUCGACAAACGAGAUCAAAGUUGAGCUGAAGAGAACAUCGAACAGCGGGAGAGGGAAUUUAAAUUUCAAAGAAAAUAACUUUAGCUGAAGGAAAAAGAAGAGAUGGUGACUUUUUGGAGAGGGAUAUACUAUACCAGCCCUCCAUGAUGUUCUACUGGAACAUCCAUCUAACCAGCUAUGUGUUCAACUAUUGUAAAUAGAAUGGAAAGAUGAUAUAUUAUGAUUUAUAGCAUUUACUUGAUCUUGCAUUGACUUAUUUAACCACUUUCAUUUCGGAUAUUACUCUAUUGUUGUAUAGAUGUCUUGAAGCAAGGCCGGUUCUGUCUCUCACCCACUUUAGUAUUUAAAAAGGCUUUAUUUGCUAGACACCAUCAUUUCAAUAAGUCUCAUGUAAUCGUCUCGGAAUACUUGUGUCUUGGUAAGACUAUUGGGGCAUUUUCAAAACGCCGUCUUAUCUGAGAGAGAACUGUGUAGAUAAUGCGACAUUGCUAAGACGAUUGAGCACCAGCCAAGCAUUAACAACUCUUGCCCUACCUUGUUGUUCCUUUACAUUCUUAAAAUGGUAAUACAGUUAUCAUCACACUUUCAAUGACAAAAAUGAAACCUUAAAACAAGAAGGAUUAUUUUGGAAAAAGACAAAAAAGUGAGAGAAAGGCCUUUCUAUGUGAAAACAGCAUUAUUAUUGACUCGUUGCCUGCCAUUGAUGGCGGUAGAUGUCCACUCAAUUUAAACUGGCAAUUUAAACUUGUUCGCUCUAUCGCCGUCAAUGGCAGUAAAGAGUUUUGACUUGCAGUUUUUUGCGUUUGACCUAAUAUGAAAAGAUAGCAUUUAGAUGAAUUUAAAGCCAUCCACUUUUUAUUUUUGUAUUUUUUUGUUGUUGUUAAAUUAUUGUCUUAUUCAUUUUAUUUAUUCAUUUGUGCCAUUUUUCACCCCUUUUUGACAAACUAGUCACUUUAUGAAAUAAAUGAAAAAUAUUGGUAAUUAUUUUGGCAGUAAAUUAGUUUUGACAUCCAUCCAUGCUGUUAUUCAUUAAUUUAUAUAUUAUAGAUUUUAUCAUUAUUAUUAUUAUUAUUUUCUUCCCUUUACUACUACUCACUUGUUGACCUUAAAAAAAUGAUUGUUUUGGCAGAUAAUAAGUUUUAACAGCCAAUUUUUGCAUUUAUCUUAAUUUAAGGAUUGCAGUCUGACAAGAAGCAUUAAAAAAGUACAUUGACUAAAACUGCCCAUUUUUUAUUUUUUUAUUAUUUUUUUUUUAAAUAAUUUAUUUAUCUUGUAUUUUAUUUCCUUCUAAUUUUUUUUUAUAUAUAAAUCAGUUGUUUUAACCAACUAGUAACUUUCCGUAAUUUGAAAACUAUAUAUUAAUUAUUAAUAAUUGUCACCACACAGGGCAAGAAUCAUAACCGAAUGAUUUCGCCCCAGCCAUUUAGCAAAUCCGUUGAUGAUGAUGAUGCUGAACUACAAUUAAAUUCAAUAACAGAAAUAUAUACAGGUAUAUAAAUAUUUUUAAAAUGAUGUUAAUCUAAAAAAAAAAAAAAAAAAAAAAAAAACACAAUAAUAAUUUUGUAACAUCUUGCAAUAAUUUCCUGUAAAUCCAAAUCCAAAUAUUCUAAAAGUGCUCUAUGAAAUGUUCAAUAAUUUUCACUUUCUUAAAAAUAAUAUAUAAUUCAACUGUUUGUUGUUCAAAACUUGAUCAACUACUCUCAAAUCGACUUUUGAACAUUUCAAGCGUCCUCGGGAGGAACAUUUCAGAAACCAAUUGUCAUUCUUUAAGUCGAGCGUGGGCUUGUGUAAAUCAUGACGUGCUCUCAUUUGGGAAGUUAUCCAGCUGGCUUCACUCACAAUGCUAAAGGGCUCUUUUGUCACUUUGUAUCACCGCGUCACGUUUCAAAGCGUUUGGAGAAUAAAAUACCAGUCCAUUCAUAUUAAGUCGUCAUGUCGCAAAAGUGAUGCUGUUCUCAUAGCUGCCACUAAAAUUGACAAAGGGCCAGUCUCGUUGCUGUUGUAAAUCCAAAGCCUUGCCUGUUUGCCAAUCCUUUUUAUUUGGCUUUUCACUUUACUAGCUUGUUUUGUCCUUUCCCUUUAUACAAACCUACAUUUUCCAAACCUAUUUAUGAAUCCUUGACUCAUGAGAAGUUUUACUUAACUCCCUCACGUGAAACAGAACACUGUAAAAUUGUGGAUGGCAAAAUAAGUGCUUUUGCAGAAAAAAAAGAAAACAAAUAUUUCAUCCAAAUAAUGUUAAAAGAGCGUCAAUCUUUUCCAAAUUGACUUGGUGGAUGGCUAGAUUGUGUCAAAGCAUAAAACAUUUCUGCUGCAUUUUUGAAAAAUAAAAAUAUUAAUAUUUUACAAGUUAUGAGCAGUUCAACUUUUCUAUGUUGUUAUUCAAAAUUCGCUUGUAAAUGUUUUCUCUGGUUUUGGGGAACCUUAUAGAGAAAAAAAUAAAUUGUGGAUAGCGUCAUUUAUUUUAGUAAUUCAAUUUAAAAAGUGGAAUUAAUACAUACACAAACAUAAAGAAAAUGACUUACCAAAAGGCCAAUUACAAUAAAAUGGGUUAUUAUUAUUAUUAUUAUUAUGUAAAUUUAUUGUAAUUUCCUGAGGUUGAGUUUUGGAUGUCCGCUCUAAAUUAUCAUCCAAUUACUCAAAAUAAAUAAAAUUAAGAAAUAUUUAUCUACAGUAGGUUCGUACACAUUUUGAACCUAAUUCAGUUUUUUUUUGUCUUGUAGUGCUAAAUUACUGCAAUUGAAUAUAAUUGGUCAGACUCUGCUUAACUCAAAUGGAUUGGAUGUUUAUUAAUCGAUAAAGAAAUUGGGAGGAGGGUGUUUUUUUUUUUUUUACUCAUCAGCUGCCAUUGACAACGGUUGACGUCCAAUCUAUUUGAAGUGGCAGAGCUAGCAGCUAAUGAAUGAGUGAGUCACCCUGAUUUGAUUCCACACAAUGGCGUACCGCACGCAUGCUAUUUUUAGACAGUGACAUCGUAUCGUAAAGCGGAAGUAGAGCCGAAGUGGGACAUUAUAGACCCGCCCUCGCAUAGAAACAACGUAAUUUGUGCCACUUUUCUCCGGUAAUCUUUCAAAAACGAACAUGCCGAUCACGCAUUGCUUUUUUGGAACUUGUAGAAACGACUCUAGACAUUACGACACAUGAAGCAUGUUUUCUCCAUACGUUUCCGGAAACCAAAAACUCUGGAAGAAAAAAUGUGAAGACCGAAUCAACUUGCGCGGACUUUAACACCAG